This is a messenger RNA of Hibiscus syriacus, 2187 nucleotides long. Its product is annotated as pentatricopeptide repeat-containing protein At2g03380, mitochondrial. The transcript has a single exon. Gene Ontology annotation, molecular function: RNA binding; protein binding. Gene Ontology annotation, biological process: RNA modification. NCBI's taxonomy places the organism in Eukaryota, Viridiplantae, Streptophyta, Magnoliopsida, Malvales, Malvaceae. The record is from RefSeq and is a predicted model, not a curated record. The coding region runs from base 28 to 2175 and encodes 715 amino acids.
ACCACAAAGCUUAAGCUUUAAAUAACAAUGGUGACAAAGAUUCUCGCUUUCUUUCAUCGGCGAGUUUCUCGUCCUCUUACCAGGAGGGAGCCUUACUUUCAAUGGAGAUCUCUUUCUUACACUAUUGAUCUCCCUUCUGAAUACCUUUCUUCUUCGGACCAUUCUUUUACUCCAGUGCAUUCGAUUUCUUCGAACCCGUCUUUUGCUCUUCUGGGUUUUUGCAAGAACAUCGAUUAUCUGAAGAAAGUCCACGCCCUGUUCUUUGUAAGUGGGAUCAAAGGUGAUCUUUUGUGCGAUACCAAAUUGGUUAGCCUUUACGGGACAUUUGGGCAUGUUGGUUGUGCCCGGUUGGUGUUCGAUCGAAUUUCUGAACCAGAUUUUUAUUCCUGGAAAGUGAUGAUCAGGUGGUACUUUUUGAACGAUUUGUAUACGGAGAUUAUUGGGUUUUAUGCUCGUAUGAGAAUGAGUGUUGGACCGUGUGAUAAUGUCGUCUUUUCGAUCGUGUUAAGGGCGUGUAGCGAAUUGCAGGAUAUUGAUGAAGGGAGGAAAGUACAUUGCGAAAUCAUCAAGUUAGGGAAUCCUGAUAGUUUUGUUCAAACUGGUCUUGUUAAUAUGUACGCUAAAUGUAGCCGAAUUGAAUGUUCGCGGAAGGCUUUCGGCGAAAUUCUUUAUAGAAAUGUGGUUUCUUGGACUUCGAUGCUUGCAGGGUAUGUACAGAAUGAUUGCUCUAAAGAAGCAUUGGUUUUGUUUAAUAGGAUGAGAGAAGAAAUGGUUGAGAGCAAUCAUUUCACGUUAGUGAGCUUAGUGACCGCUUGUGGGAAGUUGGGGGCUUUGCAUCAGGGGAAAUGGGUGCAUGGAUAUGUUAUCAAGACUGGUAUCGAACUUGAUUCCUACUUGGUGACUGCUGUUCUAGACAUGUAUGUGAAGUGCGGUAAUCUACGGGAUGCUCGUUCUGUAUUUGACAAACUUUCUUCUGUCGAUCUUGUAUCGUGGACUGCAAUGAUUGUUGGAUAUUCUCAGAGCGGAUUUCCUGACAAGGCUUUGAAGUUGUUUGUCGAUAAGAUAAGGUUUGGAAUAUUCCCCAAUGCUGUUACCAUUGCAAGUUUGCUUUCAGCAUGUGCACAGUUGACCAAUUUGAGCAUUGGAAGGUUAGUUCAUUCUUUGGGGAUUCGGCUUGGAGUUACCGAUCCAACUGUGGUAAACGCUCUAGUGGACCUGUACGCAAAGUGUGGAGCGGUUAGAGAAGCUAGGUACAUAUUUGAGACUGUCUCGGAUAAAAAUUUAAUUGCCUGGAACUCGAUCAUCUAUGGUUACACACAAAAUGGGUUUGCUUAUGAUGCACUCAAACUGUUUCAUCGAAUGAGGUCGAAAUCGAUGUCACCUGAUGCUGUUACACUGGUUAGCAUCUUGUCAGCCUGUGCUUCACUUGGUGCUCUUCAAGUUGGUUCUUCACUUCAUGCUUACUCUAUAAAAGCCGGCCUACUAUCGUCUAGUGUUUAUGUUGGCACCGCACUUUUGAAUUUCUACGCCAAAUGUGGGGAUUCUAAAUCCGCCCGUGUCGUGUUCGACAGUAUAGGAGAGAAAAACACUGUCACGUGGAGUGCAAUGAUAGGUGGUUAUGGAAUUCAAGGGGAAAGUAGUGGUUCUCUUGCACUUUUCAGUGAUAUGAUUAAGGAAAACUUAGAGCCAAAUGAAGUAAUCUUCACAACGAUUUUAUCUGCAUGUAGCCAUACGGGGCGGCUCGGGGAAGGAUGGAAAUGUUUUAAUUCAAUGUGCCAAGACUACAACUUUGUUCCUUCUGUGAAGCACUAUGCAUGCAUGGUUGAUAUGUUGGCCCGUGCCGGACUGCUUGAAGAAGCCUUCGAUUUUAUUGAAAAAUUGCCUUUUAAACCACAUCAUAGUUUGUUUGGAGCUUUUCUUCAUGGAUGCGGACUCCAUUCGAGAUUCGAUCUCGGAGAAGCGGCUAUCAAGAAAAUGCUCGAUCUGCAUCCUGAUAAGGCCUGUUACUACGUGCUAAUUUCUAACUUGUAUGCCUCAGAUGGGAGAUGGGCUCAGGUUAAUCAGGUAAGAGAAUUGAUGAAGCAGAGAGGAUUGAGCAAAGACCCUGGUUGUAGCAUAACAGAGAUGGAAACUAAUAAACACCUUUCGUUUGCUAGAGUAGCAUGUCUUGCUUAAUCUUCGACAGGC